AUGUCCAGCGUAGCGUCGUUGUCGUGGUAGUUCACCCACUUUUGCCUUGAAAAACUGUUUGAAAAGGUGUGAUGGUUGCGCAGAUACGGUGACCUGCGUUUGUGUCAUCUCUUUUUUCGUGGACUAGCUAGUGCCUCGAGGAAGUGUCUUUAUCUUCGCAACCCGCGACAACACACUCGGGAAACAACUGCCUUCCAGUGUACAGGUCGCCUACAACGGACUGUUCCCCGUCGCAGGACGAACACCGUGGCUUGACAGCGGCGUAGUGACUCUUCUUUUUUCCUCCAGCUUUAGCAAGGAUUGUGUCUGCUUGGCUUCCAGCAAUGGCGGGCCAGAACAGGAAAUACGCGUGCAAGAUAUCGCAAUUCGAGAAGAACAUUACCCACCGUGGCAAUGUUCCGGAAAGCCGAAUUCGUACCCAGAAUUCGUAUCCAGUAGGACCUCUGAUCCUCGCCCUGUUUCUGUUCGUCGUUGUGGGAUCUGCGAUUCUCCAGAUCAUUUUUUCAGCUCAAAGAGGAACAAUUUUGUAGUGGAGCGUUCAACUAUUAUGUUGGAGAAUCACGUGCAGAAAUAAGGAUCAGUAGCAGCAGAAGUUGAUCCUCGACUUCAGAUUACAGGAGAUAGCGGUUCUCCGCGCGCAACAGCCCUACAGAAAGGACGAGUGUUUGCUUCGUCUUCGUUGUCGUCGUUUGCCAAAGAAGGCGACAAGCACCAACGCCAGGAAAAGAUCGGGUACACAGUUAAUAUGUGACAGGACGGUAAUACAACAGGCUGGAUGUUUACUUCUUGUGGAAGCUCUGGGGAACCAAUACGGCUUCGUGGCAGUGGUCACAAAGGACUGACUGCCAUCUACUAUGGUGAAGUCGUCUUGUUAAGCCCAACGUAGCGUGGCGUCAAGUGUUUCGAACGAAACGUUAACGGUCUACACACAGAUUGUUAGGUGUCGGUACGCAGAAACUCUUGACAGCAGCGGUAUCACCUGCGCUGAAGGUGGUGGUGUUCCAGCAGCUCCCACAGCGUUCCCCUGUUCCUGUCAGUGUGUUUGGUUUCUUGAGCUGCUCUGUAGGUAAUUCUGCCAUGUUGUACCAACCUCUUUGUCCAAACGCUUUCGAAAGGCAACGUAUCUCCUGAUUCCUAGGUUGCUGAAGUGUGCAGCAUCU
Molecule: messenger RNA, 1160 nt
Organism: Toxoplasma gondii ME49
Lineage: Eukaryota; Apicomplexa; Conoidasida; Eucoccidiorida; Sarcocystidae
Product: ribosome associated membrane protein RAMP4, putative
Exons: 2
Coding region: 324-530 (68 amino acids)
Biological process (GO): endoplasmic reticulum unfolded protein response
Cellular component (GO): endoplasmic reticulum
Source: RefSeq, a predicted model, not a curated record